Messenger RNA from Gekko japonicus, 1902 nucleotides. It is a transcript of the gene MID1IP1, whose product is annotated as MID1 interacting protein 1. The transcript is spliced from 2 exons. The record is from RefSeq and is a predicted model, not a curated record. Lineage: Eukaryota; Metazoa; Chordata; Lepidosauria; Squamata; Gekkonidae. Gene Ontology annotation, biological process: regulation of lipid biosynthetic process. The coding region runs from base 401 to 916 and encodes 171 amino acids. Gene Ontology annotation, cellular component: cytosol.
AUAAAUACAGCUGCUGGCGCGGGAGCAGGGCUAGAAGCGGCAGCAGGACUCAGGGACACUGACUCACCCACCGAGCUGGCCAGCCGCAGUCCGGAAGCCGGUGCUUGGAGCUCACGCCACUCGUUGAAAGCAGACACUUUCUGGCUCCGACUCUGCAACUGCGAAGUGGAGGGGAAACCACUGGGAAAUACUGCUUAGCUCUUGGAAAGAGAUUUGUCGUGGAGGAAAAAGGACACACACACCCCUCUCCAACUUCUCCAGUGCUUGGCACUUGCUUUCCCCGGGCGCAUUGAUUCUUUUUGAGCCGGCGGUGCUUCCCGGUCUUGGGCGGCACACCCUCCUCUUGCAGCAUCCGCCGCCAGUUCGCCUCGCUCUCGUUGCACCCCGCCCAGCCGUCAGCAUGAUGCAGAUCUGCGACUCGUACAGCCAAAAACACUCCCUCUUUAAUGCCAUGAACCGCUUCAUCGGGGCAGUCAACAAUAUGGACCAGACCGUGAUGGUGCCCAGCCUGCUCCGGGAUGUGCCUCUCUUGCUAGAGGAGCUGGACUCGGGUGGGGGCUGCGCGGAAAGGGAGGCCCAGCUGACCCCCAACGACGGGACCUAUUACUCCCGCAGGGACAUGUACAGCCACUAUGUGCUGCUCAAAUCCAUUCGCAACGACAUCGAGUGGGGAGUGCUGCAGCAAGCUGCCGAGGAGGCGGCCGGCAGGAAGAAGGAUAAGCUGAACGGGGUGCCCGGCUCUGUGGACAUUAGCCGGGGGAUCCCGGAGGACGGAGAGGUGGAGGAAGAUCUCGAGAAGCAGUUUCAUUAUCACUUAAGCGGACUGCACACGGUGCUCUCCAAACUCACCCGCAAGGCCAACGUGCUCACCAACAGAUACAAGCAGGAGAUCGGAGCCAACAAUUGGGGGCACUGAGCCAGGGAGGAGGAAUAUGCGGCCUGCCUGCCUUGCUUGCCUGGGUGUGAGAGUCCGGAAGGAGAGAAUCAGUUUGGAAAGGGCUAGCAAAGAGUGGUAGCGUGUGCGUGUGUGUGUGUGUGUGAGGGGGGGCAGCCAGAAAGGGGAGGGGGAGAAACAUACUGUGUGUUAGUUAAGAGAACUUGAACAAAGGAGGAGGUUAUCAGGGGUCACUGGUGAGCAUAGGAAUGAGUGCAAAAUCAAUGCCUGUCUGAAAGAGGAACCUGAAGAUGAAAAGGUGGGAGGGAGUGACUUUCAUGCAAAUAAUAGCCUAUUGGGAGUUUGCUGUUGGCCCCUGUAGACUUUUAGGGAGGCAGGGUGGUGGAGCUCUGUCCCUGUAAUAACAAGCAUAACCAGGCAGCUCAGUAUGAAGUUUCCAGAUUCGGAGGGCUCAGAAUGAUGUACAGUGGCCCAGGCCAGUUACUGAAUGAGUAUGUUUGUAAUCACUGGAAAAUUCUUUGUGUGUCUGUGUGAGUGUGAUGGCAGUGCUCAUGGCAAUUGCAUCACUUCUUUCCUGUUUUGCACUACUUUUGUAACAUUAAUAUAUAUGUAUAUACAGUCUAAAAAUUCUCUUCUUUGCAUGCUCUUAGAACUGCAGGGUUUUUUUGUUUUUGUUUUUUUUACCAACGCACAAAGAUGUACAUUCAUCAAUACUACCUUUGGGGUUUUUUCUUUUACAGGGAGGGUGAACAAUUAUUGUUCCCCUUAAAUAAAAACACACACCUUGCCAUAUUAUGUAUGAGCUGGUUAACAUGAUACUGCAAACAAGCCACUUAACAAACUAUUUAUAUUCUCUUGCAGAGGAUAGAACCAGUUCACUAAUGUGCAUCCUUAUUUUCACAGGAUAAAGGGUCCCAUUGUUGUACAUGCAUUGAAGACUAUUUAAAACUUUUUUAUUCAGAUGUAGAGUAUAUUCUAAAAUAAAUAAGGAAUUCUAUUGACUAAAA